Messenger RNA from Impatiens glandulifera, 1043 nucleotides. RefSeq lists its product as uncharacterized. NCBI's taxonomy places the organism in Eukaryota, Viridiplantae, Streptophyta, Magnoliopsida, Ericales, Balsaminaceae. The coding region runs from base 428 to 760 and encodes 110 amino acids. The record is from RefSeq and is a predicted model, not a curated record. The transcript is spliced from 3 exons.
UCUCUAUCCAGACGAAAGACCCUUUUCUCUCUCUUCUGCAUUCAAUUCGAUUCAUUCCACUUUCUUUCUCUCUCUCAAAAGAACUCGAAAACCCAGAAACCGCAAUAACUCUCUACUCUCCCACUGUAGCCCACAUGGAUCAUUUCAGUCUUUUGAUGAUUCACCCCCCACCCAAAAAAAAGCAAUUUUUUUUUUCCCUUUUUCGUGUUUAUACAUGUAUAUAUAUAUAUGACCGAUUCUAUCUAUAUGUUUUCUCCCAUACGCCGCAGCAUGGGUCUUGAGAUUUUCCAGAUCCAGUUUUAGCUUUAGUUGAUAACCCUUCAUCUUCUUCUUCCUCUAUUUCAAGCAAAAUCUAUACUUUCAUGGCUGCUUGAAACAAAACAAAACAAAACACUAUUUAAAGCUUUCAACUUUCGUUAAGAUUAUCAUGGCGGCAAAGGGUUUUGUCUUCUGGGUUUUGAUUUUCCUAGCUGUUCUUCUCUGCUCUGCUUUCUCAUCCUCUGUUCAUGUUUCUGAUUCAUCUAGCAAUACCAGGGGAAGAAAGCUUAAGGUGACAAUUUUCGAGCGAAAACGUGCCACGGUACAGCCAAACACGAACGAUUACAACCCAGAUCCGACUCCAAUUGCAUCGAGGGAUCAAAUAAGAACGGGGCCAAUACAACAUGGAACUCCGCUCAUGCCUUUCAUUCCGAAACCGUCUCCCCCAGGGUAUCCACCCGACACAACUUGUUUAUCCUCAAAGUGUGCAACGAACGACUAAGAGACGAUCUUUUGACCUAAAAUAAUCGAUAAGAAAAGGCUGGGGCAUGAUUGAUUGUUAAGUAAGUGAUUGAGCAACUUCUAAUGGUGUUGUGUGCAUAAUUAAUGUGCUACUUUUAUUUUUAUUAUUGUUGGUGUUAUAUUAUUAUAUUGCUAAGCAUGAAUAAGCAUGAAUAAGUGUAUUUUGUUUAAUACAUGAAAAUCUUUAUUUGUCUUGUAUCAAUUAAUCUAGGACCCCAUGCCUUCUUAUGAAUUUGAAGUUUCUUAUUUAAAUAUUUUUAUUA